AUGGAAGACAAAAAGCUAGCAACACUGUUGGCAUUGAAUUUCCUGUUCGCUGUGGCAACAGCUGAUUUCACCGCGAACUGCCCCCAAGAAUGCAAGUGUGUGUGGGCGAGCGGCAACAAGCAAGCCGAUUGCUCUGAAUCAAAUUUUCACGACAUCCCUAAAACUUUGAGCGCAGAAAUACAAAUACUCGACCUAACAGGCAACGAACUUUACGAAAUAACGCGACACGCUUUCGGAGACGUCGGAUUAAUAAACUUAAAGAAGCUUAUUUUGAGAGAGUGCAAGUUAAUUACUAUACACAAGAAUGGACUGAGCGGCCUCGCUAUUAUGAUCGAAUUAGACUUAUCGAAAAACGACCUCAAAACGCUUCACGCCGAUACGUUUAGAGAGACUUCGAAAAUAAGAUGGAUUUUGCUCAACGAUAACCAGAUUGAGAAGUUAGAAGAUGGGCUAUUCAAUAAUCUGCCAUUUUUGCAAAAAGUAGACUUAAGUAAUAAUCGAAUAGUUCAAUUGGGAUUGAAAACAUUCAUGAAUGUGCCGAAACUAAAUAUUUUAAGGCUCGACGGUAACAAAUUAGAGCACUUGAAAAUCGAUACAUUGAGUGCCCUCACUUCGCUAUCGAAUUUGGACGUCCACGAUAACCCUUGGCGAUGUGAUUGCUAUCUCCAACCGUUUCGUAAUUGGGUCAUCAGUAAAAAUCUCUAUACCUCACCUAUAGCUUGCAGUGAACCAGCUAAAGUUCACGGAAAACUUUGGAAGGAGUUGGAUUCUAAUGAUUUUGCUUGCAGGCCAAGCAUUGUGUAUCCUUCAGCUAAAACCACUUUAAGAUCAACAGAUACAAAUGUAACGCUUUCUUGCCAGGUUAAUGGCAACCCUCUACCAGAAGUGAAUUGGGUGUUGAAUGCUCAAAUCAUCGAUGGCACAUACAGGUAUCAAGGUGAAGUCAAAUACUACAUUACACAAAGUAAUUCAGAGAACAGCAAAUGGGUUAACUUGACUAUUAUCGAUGCUGGAACGACAGAUAAUGGUGAAUAUUUAUGUGUUGCCAAAAACCCCGGUGGUGUUGAGGAGCAAAGUCUUAUUUUAUCUAUAGCACCUACCACGCCAGGAAUUGUUGUACCGCCAGGAAUGGACACUAAUAUGCUACCGGUUUUAAUCGGUGUUUCAUGUACAGUAGCUAUUUUAUUAAUUCUCCUUGUCGUUCUUCUCUAUUGUUGUUGUCGCAGAAGAAGUUCAGAAAAGAAGAAAGGAGACGCAUCUAACGGCGAAGCGCUGAUAGAAGGUUCAGUGAUACCAGAAAUGGAGAAAAGUUUAAUUACAGCAGUUAACCCUGUAACUAAACCUCCGAGAAGAUACGAUAUACCCCCUUCAAUAACGAGUGGCGCCACAGAGAUGUCAGAAAUGAACAAAACCCUUUUGGAUAAUGAUUCGGUUUUUGCUCACAACGACGACGAGAAACGGUCUCUGGACUUUGAGCAACAGAUUAAACGAUCACAAGAUGCUCUUAACGUAGAAUAUGGACGCACUGAUGGACGUGCAUACCCGCCAGAUCUCCUCGCAUUCCCAGCAAGAGCAGCUCAGAUAUCUCCUGCAGCAAGCAAUGCUUCAACAGUGCCUGAUACAAGCCGUUUGCAAAUUAAUCCUGUCAGUCCAAUACACUCUCCUAUUUAUGGUGGCGCAACGAAUCAAAAUAUAUUUAGGACUUUACCUUAUUCUCGUUCGCAGUCUCCAUUUACGGCACCCAUAACACCUCCAAAUAUCCCGCCAAGGCAAGGAUAUGUGACCAUUCCAAGAAGACCAAGAGUACCGAGCUGGUCGAGCACAGCCAGUACUCAAAUCCUUCCUAGCACUGAAGCUCAGGAACCAUUGUAUGAUAAUCUAGGCUUAAGGACUACAGCUGAUGGCAGUUCAGUACUUUCUUUGAAUAAAACAGGACUCGAACAACAAUUUUCCCCAAUGAGAAACAGGCCACUACCAGCGACACCUACAGUAUAUCCGAAUGUUCAUCAGUUAUAUUACGCACCCAUUGAGGAACUGGAACCGGCUCCUUCACCAGUACCACCAGCGUUCAUACCCAACAGAAACAGUAUUAGUUCACAAUUAUCUACACAGUUGUCUACGCCUGGUCCUCAAGAGCCUGUUAGUCAACGAAUGAGCUGGACGGCAAAGAGCACAUCUACACCCCAGCCAGAACCCAGAAAAGCUUUGUUUACUAAUACCGAUAACAGAAACUCGGAUGCCCAAUCUCAAGUUUCAGAAAGCAGCACUUUGAGUCGUAAGGGUAAACCUGAAACUGGGUCCUUAAGGAAAAACAUUAGAACAGAUAGCAAAGAGGAUCCAAGUUCACCGGCUAAAGAUGACACAAAAAAGAAUGAAAGCAACGUGUCGUUGAACCAAUCGGGAACUUUGGGGAGGAGUGGAAAGAUUCCUCCAAGACCACCGCCUAAACCCAAGAAAAAGCCACCCUCAGAAGUAAAUCCCAACGAACCUCUGUUCGAAGACGAAGGAGAGGACGGUACGGAAGUGUAG
Molecule: messenger RNA, 2529 nt
Organism: Parnassius apollo (apollo)
Lineage: Eukaryota; Metazoa; Arthropoda; Insecta; Lepidoptera; Papilionidae
Source: the annotation of a GenBank genome assembly